AUGACUGGUCGUGGAAAAGGUGGCAAAGGAUUGGGAAAAGGAGGAGCAAAGCGUCAUCGCAAGGUUCUUCGUGAUAACAUCCAAGGUAUCACAAAACCCGCUAUCAGAAGAUUGGCUCGUCGUGGCGGCGUGAAACGUAUUUCCGGUUUGAUCUACGAAGAAACUCGCGGAGUCCUGAAAGUGUUCUUGGAAAAUGUCAUCCGAGAUGCCGUCACCUACACGGAACACGCCAAACGUAAAACCGUGACAGCGAUGGACGUCGUCUACGCUUUGAAACGUCAAGGACGCACCCUCUACGGUUUCGGAGGUUAA
Molecule: messenger RNA, 312 nt
Organism: Achroia grisella
Lineage: Eukaryota; Metazoa; Arthropoda; Insecta; Lepidoptera; Pyralidae
Product: histone H4
Exons: 1
Coding region: 1-312 (103 amino acids)
Biological process (GO): nucleosome assembly
Cellular component (GO): nucleosome
Molecular function (GO): protein heterodimerization activity; DNA binding; structural constituent of chromatin
Source: RefSeq, a predicted model, not a curated record